UUCUCAAAUCUAUUUUUUUAAAAUUAUUUUACAUUCUUUUCCACAGCCCUCUGUAGCCUCAGAAAUGACAGGCCAGUCCUUCUAUGCGGCAAGCAGUGCCAGUAUGUAUGGUGGCUUUUCUCGGUCAGUAUUUGGUUCUGUGUCUGGCCGAUCAUCUCCAGAAUCUGUCAGUGAGGAUCUAGCUGAACCAAGCUCUGGUUACCAUGACAAAUUUGCAACUUCACUUGGAGACAUUCAGACACGUCCCACGUUUGUUCGAGAGGAACUUACAGAGGCAGAUCUGGAUAAAAUGGUUCACCUCACACUCUCAGAAACAGAAACUAUUUGGAUGCUGGAUUUUCCAGGCACUUGUGUUGCAGAGGACAAUGAAAUCGCAGAGAGUGUGAAAGAUAAGAACCAAAGAUAUGAGGAGCUUUUAAAGAAUCGUGUUGGAAAUGAUAGCUAUGUGGAGAGAGGGAUGCAAACUUUCAACAAUGGCCAGAAAAGUAAAGAAAUACAGUCCAACAAGGUGGAGCUACAUGAGGUUGGUUGUGUAGCUACAAAUUGGGAUAUGUAUGACACUUAUAACUCUCAAGAAAACAAUCAAGAAGCUGGCGAGAAAGACGAAGGAGAUCACGAUCACCUGGAGAGUCUUAGUCGUCCAGUCAGUGGAGAAAGAAGCAGUCAUGAUGAUAACGACAGUGUCGGCUCUGUUAGACCAGGAAGUGCUGCAUCUAGCAAUAUAACAGGGAGUCGAGCAAGUAUGUUCACCUUUAAAAGCAGUUCAAUUGAAGAAGAAGGCGCCGACAGACCUGAAGAUGGAGCUACCGAGAAGGAGAUGGAGGACCUGGCUGCAAUUCAGGCUGAAAGAAUACUCCAGUCUGAGAGCAUGCAGAAGGAUUUGUUCGUAAUGGAGAGAGCCAUAGCACUGAAUAUCUAUCAACCAAGACAAGCGAGGUACAGAGGUCUGGAUAUAGUACCAGACAUUGAUGCUGAGAAAUCCGAAGGUGAGGAGGCGAAUUCUGCCGCAGUUACUUUGGCUCAGCUGGGUCCAAACCUUCACAAGUUAUGGAGUUACUCUUGUAAUCUGACAAAGGGACGCAAUGUUAGCUGCCUGGCCUGGAACAAACUCAAUCCUGAUAUCCUUGCAGUGGGUUAUGGAGAGUUCGUGUUUUCUGAGCAGAAAGGUGGACUGGCCUGCUGUUGGUCGAUCAAAAACCCUGAGUUUCCUGAACGUUUUUUUCAUCUGGACAGUGGAGUAACAGCUGUGGAUUUCUCAGCUGCUCAUCCCAACCUUUUAGCUGUGGGCAUGUACGAUGGUACGAUUGCUAUCUACAAUGUACGAAGCAGGAGUGGAACACCAGCUUUAGACAGUUUUGAGAGCCAAGGGAAACACGCCUCACCAGUGUGGCAGGUCCGCUGGGUGGACAGGGAUCAGGGGUCUGGGGAAGAGCGAGAUGAAAUCCUUAUUUCUAUCUCAGCGGAUGGCCGGGUUACCAAGUGGUCUAUCAGAAAAGGAUUUGAAUGUACAGACCUGAUGAAGCUGAAGCGGGUUAAUGUAGCUAAAGAGUCCAAGGCUGGUGGAGGAAAGAAGAGCGAUGCUCUCAUUUCACGAUUCGCUGCUGGAUUCUGUUUUGAUGUUCAUCCAAACGACUCUAACAUGUACCUUGCAGGCACAGAGGAAGGUCAUAUUCACAAGUGUUCCUGCUCUUAUAAUGAACAGUAUCUGGAAAAUUAUCAUGGACACACAGGUCCCGUGUAUCGCUUGCAAUGGUCGCCAUUCUUGUCAGACGCGUUUCUUAGCUGCAGUGCCGACUGGACUAUUCGGCUUUGGCAUCAGGAAAAGCCUCAGUCUGUUAUGUCAUUCUUCUCCUCCACUAAAUCUGUAAAUGACAUCUGUUGGUCGCCAUCUUCGGCCACUCUCUUUGCUUGUGUCAACGACAAGGCCGUGGAGAUCUGGGAUCUAAGCCUUAACACGUUGGAUCCUAUCAUAUCACACGUGCCUGUACAGGAACUGAAGUUGUCAGCUGUUCGUUUUGCUGUCGAUUCCCAGAUCCAGACCAUUUUAGUCGGCGACUCGGAAGGCCAGGUUACGGUGUAUCAACUGAGAGGUCUCACUGCACAAAGCGACAACCAGGCGCAGAUUUUGACCAAGUUAAUCAGGUCUGUCGAUAACUCUGCAGGAUCACCAGGCAAAAAGAAAGCAGACACAGAUUGAAAAGUAAAUAAAUAAAAAAUAAUCCUCGACAGGAGAGGCUCCUGUCCUCGAUUGUGACAUUGCUUGAACAAGACAUACGUCAACGCGAGUCGUACGAAGCCGUCGAUAUUAGAAGUCGAUAAUUUGUUCACAAAAUGGGUUACGUUCGAAUUGUUUAUUCGUACCGUAGAAGAAAAACUACCACGCAAAAAGAAGCGAAUUUUAGAACAUUCGUAGCCAACCAAAAAGGUUAGUAAGGUUUUAUGUGCACAACAAGAAUGGUUUUUAAAGUUAACAACAAAGUAACAAUCUACGAGUGGUUUGAAAACGAAGUCUUCAUAUAAGAUUGAAAUCGCGAGAAACUUCCCAAUUCACAGAAAAAAAAACGUUUGUACAAAAUUCAGAAUGUAUAAUUUAUUUAUUUUAUAAAAAUGUAAGUUGAUAAGACUUGUAAUAAAAGAAAUGACUCUG
Orbicella faveolata is the source of this 2647-nucleotide messenger RNA. Its product is annotated as dynein axonemal intermediate chain 4-like. Gene Ontology annotation, cellular component: axonemal dynein complex. The record is from RefSeq and is a predicted model, not a curated record. Gene Ontology annotation, biological process: cilium movement. Gene Ontology annotation, molecular function: dynein heavy chain binding; dynein light chain binding. Lineage: Eukaryota; Metazoa; Cnidaria; Anthozoa; Scleractinia; Merulinidae.